CCGUACUCUCCCCGUACUCCUGCAAACACUCUGCGCAAAAAAAAGGAGACGAGAAUAAACCGGGUGAAAAAAACAUCUUGCGAAUCAUCCAGGGAGACCAUCAUCUUCUUACGAGUUCUAAAAGCUGUUACUUAUCCGCAGUGUCCGUGCAUGCGUCUGAAGGUAGUCCACUACAGUGUCUGCGCUCGGUCUUCGGUGGUGCGGUGCUAGAAUACGGGCGUGUUAGAAGUACUGUACCAUAGUGCAUCCAGAUUCCAGGCAAAGCAUAUCACGCGCGUCACCUGAGCUGGUUUAACUUUCGGAGACAAGAGGUUUUUAAACAUUUGAGCAGAGCCAUUGAGCAUGCACGCUUCAGCUUCAAGCUAAGUAAGUAGCAGAGCCGCAAUAUAUACAUUGCAACUGAGGAAGAAGAAGGAGAGAGAAGGAGGUUGUUCUCGCGCGCAUAUUACACACACACGCGCGCGCGCGCGUCUCACGACGACAAGACGAGGGGACAGCCCGCGCUGCCUACUGCUCCUGCCAGUGGCCAGCACCUCUUCUUCGCGGACUGCUCCUGACCAAGACGACAAGUGACAAUGGCGGCAAAUCUCGAGCAGUUCCAGCAACUCCUGAGCACCCUCCUCCACAGCACUGACAACGAAGUCCGCUCGCAAGCCGAGGAGGUGUACAAAAAUUUACCAUUGGAAAGCAAAGUUCACUUACUCCUAAGUGUUCUGUGUGACACAAAUCUAAAUGAAGAUGUACGAAAUUCGGCAGCCGUAUUGUUACGUAGGGUGUUUACUCAAGAAUUUAUGGACUUUUACCCAAAGAUUCCACCAGAAGGGCAAGCUCAGUUGAAAGAGCAAAUUUUAUUGGCUAUUCAAAAUGAGCAGUCUUCCAAAACCAGGCGUCGAAUGUGUGACGUAGCGGCCGAAGUUGUUAGAAAUUUAAUUGACGACGACGGUAACAACCAAUGGCCGGAAUUCUUGCAGUUUCUAUUCCAGUGCGCAAAUGGACCAGUACCAGGUCUUAGAGAGAGUGCUCUGCAAAUGUUUACAUGUGUCCCAAGCGUUUUUGGCAAUCAACAAGCAAAUUAUCUUGACCUUAUCAAGCAAAUGUUACAAUUGUCUGUUAGUGAUGCAGCCAAUUAUGAGGUACGAUUCCAAGCAGUCAGAGCAAUCGGAGCAUUCAUUAUACUUCAUGAGAAAGAAACCAAUAUCCACAAGCACUUUUCUGAGUUGUUACAUCCAUUGGUACUCGUCAUAGCCGAAUCAAUUGACAAACAGGAUGACGACUCUCUGCUAAAAGUCCUAAUUGAACUAGCCGAGUCGACGCCGAAAUUUCUUCGACCUCAGCUGGAAUCAAUUAUGGAAAUGUGUAUGAAAGUUUUCUCCAAUGAAGAGAUGGAAGAUUCUUGGAGACAAUUGUCUCUCGAAGUCAUUGUGUCACUCGCAGAAAAUGCUCCAGCAAUGGUCCGAAAGGUCGGCGAAAAAUAUAUCGCUGCGCUAGUACCAUUAGUUUUGAAAAUGAUGGCCGACAUCGACGAUGAAGAAAACUGGAGCUUAGCUGACGAAGUUAGCGAGGAUGAUAAUGAUACCAAUAAUGUGGUAGCUGAGAGUGCCCUUGAUAGACUAGCAUGUGGCCUUGGCGGUAAAACCAUAUUACCACAAAUUGUACAGAAUAUUCCUUCGAUGUUGGAAAGUCCCGACUGGAAGUACAGACAUGCUGCACUCAUGGCAAUAUCUGCAGCAGGAGAAGGGUGUCAUAAACAAAUGGAACAAAUACUACCACAGAUUAUGGAUGGUAUUAUGCGAUACUUGCAAGAUGUGCACCCUAGAGUCAGAUAUGCUGCUUGCAAUGCUGUUGGACAGAUGUCGACUGACUUUGCACCGACCUUCCAAAAGAAAUUUCAUGAUGUAGUAAUCCCAGGAUUAUUUCACGUUUUGGAUGACAAUGAAAAUCCCCGAGUUCAAGCUCAUGCUGGGGCAGCUCUCGUCAAUUUUAGCGAGGAUUGUCCUAAGAAUAUUCUGAUGCCAUACUUGGAUUGUAUUAUGAAUAAACUAGAGUUAAUAUUGAAUGCCAAAUUCCAAGAAUUGGUCGCCAAAGGAACAAAACUAGUGUUGGAACAGAUUGUUACGACGAUAGCCAGCGUUGCUGAUACAUGCGAGGAACAAUUUGAAAAGUAUUAUGAUAGACUUAUACCAUGUCUGAAGUUUAUUAUUGAGAAUGCAACCAAGACAGAGCACAAACUGCUGCGUGGCAAAGCAAUUGAAUGCGUCAGUCUUAUCGGCUUGGCUGUUGGACGUGACAAGUUUUUAGCAGAUGCCAAAGACGUUAUGGCCAUGUUGCUAAAAACACAAGGGGAUUUGCCCGAAGAUGACCCACAACUCAGCUAUUUGAUUUCUGCCUGGUCAAGACUUUGCAAAAUUCUUGGAAAAGAUUUUGAGCAGUACUUACCUUUGGUCAUGCCUACUGUUAUGCAGACAGCAGCCAUGAAACCGGAAGUGGCACUGCUGGACAAUGACGAUAUGGAGGGUAUUGAAAGUGAUGUCGAUUGGCAGUUUGUUUCAUUUGGAGAACAACAGAAUUUCGGCAUUAAAACUGCCGGACUCGAAGACAAAUCCUCAGCCUGUGACAUGCUUGUGUGUUACGCACGUGAGCUGAAAGAUGGUUUCGCAAAUUAUGCUGAAGAAGUCGUUAAACUCAUGGUUCCUAUGCUUAAAUUCUAUUUCCAUGACGGAGUACGGACAGCUGCGGCGGAGAGUUUACCUUUUUUGCUGGAUUGUGCGAAAAUUAAGGGUCCACAGUAUUUGGAAGGUAUGUGGAAUUACAUUUGUCCAGAUCUUUUAAAAGCCAUUGACACUGAACCCGAGCCUGAUGUAAUGUUGGAGUUAAUGUAUUCUCUGGCAAGAUGCAUUGAAACUUUGGGUGCUGGUUGUCUUACACCACAGUCAAUGGAGGAAUUAUUACGCAUUCUCAACAAACUGUUAAAUGAACACUUCGAAAAGGCCGUAGCUAGAUUGGAAAAAAGAAAAGAUGAAGAUUACGAUGAUGUCGUUGAAGAACAGCUUGCCGACGAAGACAACGAAGAUCUUCAUACAUUGAGUAGGAUAAGUGACAUUUUCCACGCGCUUUUUAUUACCCACAAAUCGGCCUUCUUCAUCUACUUUGAUCAAAUCGUGCAACACUUUGUAAAAUUGUUGGCCCCCGAUAGGCCAUGGUCUGAUCACCAAUGGGCUCUAUGCGUCUUUGACGAUGUGAUUGAAUACGGAGGUCCUGAAUGCGUCAAAUACGAGAAACAUUUCCUUCUUCCUCUCAUUCAGUAUGUCACAGACAAAUCAGCAGAAGUCAGGCAAGCUGCGGCUUAUGGCUGUGGAGUUCUUGCCCAAUUCGGCGGCGAAGCUUUUGCACAGGCCUGCGCCCAAGCCUUACCCAGACUUUUAGAAGUCAUUAAUGAGCCUGACUCGAGAAGCAUCGAAAAAGUAAAUCCUACAGAGAAUGCCAUUUCAGCUGUAACGAAAAUCCUUAAAUACAACAGUAAAGCAAUCAACGUUGACGAAAUUCUUCCACACUGGUUAAGUUGGCUACCAGUUGUAGAGGAUGACGAUGAGGCCCCACAUGUUUACGGAUACUUGUGCGACUUGAUUGAAACGAACAAUCCAAUAGUUCUAGGUCCAAAUAAUUCAAAUUUGCAAAAGCUCAUCUCAAUAUUUGCGGAAGCCUUCAGUAAAGAUGUCAUACCUUCCGAUAGUGAAGUUCUACCUAGAAUACUUGGUAUAAUUCGACAAGUUCAGAGUAACGAUUCCAUGUUUCAAAUGUGUAUGUCCGUUUUGACGCCGGAACAAAAAAUAGCACUCCACGAUGCCCUUAACGUGCAACCCCCAAUAUAAGACGCCAUUGAGCCGAUUCGAUUUCAACGUAAUAAAAAAAAAUUAUAACAAAAAUAUCUGCGUUUUUCCAAAUUUCAAUAACUGGGAAAAUAAUCGAUGCUGCGUAGGUUAUUUAGAUGCCUUACCUACCUAACAAGCAAACUGAAUUUUACGCCUCACUUUACAGCCUAACUAGUUAGCAUUCGGAGAGAAAAAAAGGACACAUAGGUGUAAUUGUCUGUUUUGCUGAUCACUGUUAUUGUUAAUUGAAUAUUUUUUUGUCUCCACUGUGCGACACAAAUACAGACCUCAAAAUUUGUCGUAUUAGCAAUAAAUAAUGAAUUUCAUUAUUUCGUGAAAAGAAAAUUUUAAGUUAUACUUUGUAUACGUACAAUGAAAAAUUCUUAUUUGUCGUAAAUAAGUUCGCAAUGACGAAAUGACUAUUUUUGUAAUUUUCUCUAUGAAAUAUAUAAUUUUCUAAAAAAAAUUUUACUUAUAAAUACGAGAAAAAAAAACGAUGGUAAAAUCAUUAAUAAAUGUAUAUCAGAAAUAUUUCUUACGUUCUCGUAUACAAACUUAUAAGGUAUAUGAGAAAUCUACAUAAUGCUUUAUAACAUUUUAAUCAAGUUGUGGCUUACUCUUCCGAGAAU
Molecule: messenger RNA, 4498 nt
Organism: Copidosoma floridanum
Lineage: Eukaryota; Metazoa; Arthropoda; Insecta; Hymenoptera; Encyrtidae
Gene: Karybeta3
Product: karyopherin beta 3
Biological process (GO): protein import into nucleus
Molecular function (GO): protein binding
Source: RefSeq, a predicted model, not a curated record